Dromaius novaehollandiae (emu) is the source of this 2485-nucleotide messenger RNA. RefSeq lists its product as uncharacterized. The record is from RefSeq and is a predicted model, not a curated record. The coding region runs from base 739 to 2118 and encodes 459 amino acids. Gene Ontology annotation, cellular component: Golgi apparatus; plasma membrane. The transcript is spliced from 10 exons. NCBI's taxonomy places the organism in Eukaryota, Metazoa, Chordata, Aves, Casuariiformes, Dromaiidae. Gene Ontology annotation, biological process: activation of protein kinase B activity.
GGGCUUGAGUUGUAAUUGUGUGCUCCUUGUUCCGCCAACUGCACCCUUAUCAAAUAUCUUCUAUCCAAAAGUGUCCGAAGUCUUUUUCAUUGCUCCCCUUUCACAUCCUAAUGAGGCCUGGUUCUUUGGAGGGAGAAGGUACUCAUUUAGAAGCAUCAUGUUUAGGAGCAAAGAACAAGUUACAGCUGAACUGGUCUACCAGCAGACUGCUACUGUUCGUGGCAAGUCCUAAUCUCCCUUCCGUUUUCCUUGGCGUUAUUCUUGGCUUUGAAACUCAUCAAAUCUUUCACUGGGCCUAAAUAGGGAGAAAAAUAUUUUUAGCUGUGUAGUUGAAUAGAAUCAGCUCACCAAAGCCACCAGUAAGCAUUGGAACUUGUGUGGGGGAGAGAGGAAUAGGACUUGCCCCUUCUUGGCAGUGGCAAAUUGAGAGAGAAAGAGAAAAGCUGCAAGUGGUAGAAUUGUGGCUCGAAAUAUAUUGACAGAACAUUUUGAAAGAAGCCUUUUGUGCCUCUUCUCUGGCUUACAUCUAGCAUUUUAUGCUCUCAGUAAACAAAAUCUGUGUGGCAAAACGCCUUUCUAGUAAACUAUUUCUUUUUAAUGUGGAUGUUUACAGGUACACAUGAGAAAAGAUGUAACUGAGCAUGUGCUGUUUUUGAGGAAUGAAAAACCAAAAGAAAAAGUGGAAGGAAGAUUAGCUGUGCAUUCCUCCCACCUUCCUGUUAAGAAUUACUUUACUAAAUGGAUAACCAGGCAUUUGAAAUGCACGGAGAGAGCAUACCAAGUUCUUCAAAAACAGCAGAAUGGCCAAAGAAAGAGGAAAGAAAGAGCUACUGCUCCCUAAUGAAAAUCUUUCUAGUCUGUCUGUUGGCCUGUAUUAUCACCACCACAAUAGGAGUGCUGGUCCUGUCCUUGAUCUAUGCAGAAAGCAUUGGCUUUGUAAAAGAGACAGUUGUUAAAAACCGUGACACAACCUCCCCCAAAAUAGAUGAAAAAGAAGUGGAUGUCAAAUUCCGGUUCCUGAAUCAGCUGGGAAAAUCAAAGGUACAUCAUUUCCCAGGUGGUGAUAUUCAGUGGGCAAGAUUCAGGAAUGAUGUAAAUGAAUAUCAAAGUGUUGAAGAAAUGGAAUUUGGAAAAAGUAUCAAUAACUUUCGCUCUAAAAUGACUUUUGGAACCUUACGGAUCAAGAGCAAUGGGCUUCGGGUUCCCCACUGGCAUUUUAAUGCUAAUGAACAUGGCUACCUGCUAAAGGGUACUGCCUGGAUUGGAGUAGUUGAUGCAGAUGACAGCGUGGUUACCACGUACAAUGUCACAGCUGGCCAAGUGAUCUUCUUCCCUAGAAACACUUUGCAUUGGAUAAAGAAUGUAGGAAAAGAAGACUGUCUGUUCUUACUGUUUUUUACAACACAUGAAGAACUUAAGACGUUGGAUGUAGAUGAUGCAUUUUUCUCUACCCCAGAAGAUAUAGCAGCAAGAGCAUUAAAGCCACAGGGUGGAGUUAACUUUAUCAGAACAUUCAAGAAGCAAACAGAAGAUCAGGCAAUUAACCUCCCCCCAAAUUUACAAGAGCUUGUACACAAUGCCAGCUAUGUGCAAUCUCCAGACCACCUUGUAUGGCGGUACUUCUAUGACCUCAAAGGGUCAGCAGAAUAUCCUUUUCCAGGAGGAAUCUUCAAGUGGGCUCGCUACCGCAUAAAUGGAACUGGAUUAAAUGAGACAGAGAAAAUUUUUAGUGAGUCACUGAAUAAGCAUGAAAAUACUCUUACCUUAGCAACUCUCAGAAUAUUCAGCAAUGGACUGGGGCAGCCUCAUUUCCACUUCAACGCUAAUGAGAUGGGUUACGUCAUUAGUGGCUGUGGAAAGGUUGGGGUUAUUGCAUCUGAUGUCACCUCCAACUUCAACAUUGACAUUGGAGAUGUCAUAUUUUUCCCUGUUGGAAGCCAACAUUAUAUCAAGAGCGUAUGUGAUGAGGAUUUACUUUUGAUUCUAGCCUACAGUACAGGCAACCAGCUGGAAACUCUUCGUAUGAAUGACUACUUCCAUAAAACAGCAGAUCAUAUCCUUGCUCAGCUUUUUUUCAAGGAACAGAAUGAGUUUAAAAAGAUCCCAAAGGCUUCUUAAAAAUCAGGCAAAUAACCUAUGUUAGCAUUUAAUCACUCCAAGUAUUUUUCACGAUUGCGGUAUUUCUUGCAGUACUUCCUGGUACCUUUCCUGCUAUUUAUCCAGAGGUGUUCAGAAAACAAAAGAAUUUCAGGUCAUUACUUAUAAAAAGUUUUUUCUAUUUGUAUUUUUUAACUGGUUGUAUUUAUAGUGCAAUGUAAUUUUAUUGUAUAUCAAAGUAACUUCUGCAAUUGCCUUUUGCUCUCUGUAUCAUCCAUGAUCCCCCUUCCUCUCUUCCCUCACAGUACUGAAGUUUACAUUGAUUUUCUGUAUUGUUGACAGCACUCUAUCUAGUGAUGCAUAAAUACAGUGUGUUUACACAACUCUG